ACACGCCCCGGCUGAAUCACAAAACUUCCUUCGAGUUGCCGCUGCUGUUGUAAUUUCUGAACAAAACAAUGAUUUACCAGUUAGGAAUGUUUAAAUAAUUUCAAGGUUUGUACGCUUUUAUUUGUCACGUGCUUUAUUUGGUUGCUGAGUUAUGCGUUUAUAGCAUUAACGGUUGUUGUAAAAGGCUGUAAUUUCCAUAUUUAGAUAACUUUUUGUAACUAUAACUUUUCAGCAUCAUAACUUGUUAUAAAGAUAAUAUUAAUAAGAGUAUGAAAUAACAUUUUUUGAGUCGCAUUGACCGUCGGACAAAUCUGAUACCAGAGGAGGAUGUCUGAACUGAGCGACGAGGCCAGCAGUGAGUCGGAUCAGUUCGGCGCGAGUCUGUCCGUGUGGCUGGCGGGCGGAGGAGACGCUCUGAUCGGCCCGGAGGAGCUGAGCGUGCCGCUGGACCUCCACACCGCCUGCUCCAUCGGACAGUUUGAUGUAGCGGCCGAAUACAUCCGCAGGGGAGAUGUGGAGUUGGACGGGAAGAACACCGGCGGCUGGACUCCUCUGAUGUACGCUGCAUAUAUCGGUCACGAUAACAUCGUCAACCUGCUGCUGGAGACGGGCGUCAGUGUCAACACCACCACGUGUAAAGGACUCACGCCGCUGAUGCUCGCCGCCAGCUGCGGAAACCAGAGCAUCGCCUGCUUCCUCCUGCAGAAAGGAGCGCAGCUUGAAUGUAAGGAUGUGUGCGGAUGGACAGCUUUGCUGCACAGUACAGCUACAGGACAUCAGCAGAUGGUCAGAUUCUUACUAGAGCAUCACGCCAAUGCAAAUAUCAAAGAGCCGCUGGCAGGAUUCACUCCGCUCAUGGAAGCUGCCGCGUCCGGCCAUGAAAUCAUCGUUCAGUACCUGCUCAACCAUGGCGUACGAACGGAGGAGAGGAGCGUUAACGGAGAAACGGCGAGAGCUCUGGCUAUGAUGUACGGACACACCAAAAUCGCCAGCCUCAUCGACACGCACGUCAUGAGAGCCAAAUCAUCUGAGGAGCUGAGCUCGUCUGAAGAAGAGAGUACGACUCCUAGAGUCCGAUCGGCUCGCAGCAGAACCAGAGGACCCAGCAUUCACGACGGCCCUCAAGCUAUCGCACGCUUCAGAGUCGGCUCCAAACACGAGGUUCCCGUGGCUCCUGGAUACGUGACCUUCCGGGACGCUGCUGAUCAGAGCGAGGGAAUCUGCAAUCGUGACGUCACUUCCCCCAUCAAUGAGCUCGACGGCCAGAGCAACAGCAGUAGAGAUGAGCUGUUUGAUAGCAACCUGCCCACCGUGAGGAGCAGCAGCAGCAGCAGCGAGGGUCUGUCUCAUCUCCUCGGACACAGCAGGGAGGCGUCGCUGGAGAGCAACGAGGACUCUGAUCAAGCAAAGAGAAGAUGUCCACGUCGAUCCAAAGGCAGGAGUCCUGGUAACAGCAUCGGUUACCGUGAGGCUCCGUCUUCCUCUGGACCUCCUCCUUCAUACACUGGACCCAAGGAUCUUGGAGAGUUUCUGGAGCAGAUCGGGUUCAGUAAAUACCUUCCUCUGCUGGAGGAGCAAGACAUCGACCUGAGGAUCUUCCUCACACUUACUGAGAACGACCUCAAGGAAGUUGGCAUCACUCUGUUUGGUCCUAAAAGGAAGAUGACAUCAGCAAUAGCUCGCUGGCACAGUAAUGCACGGCCGCCCAGUGAUGCGUUAGAGCAGGCGUAUGCAGACCAACUGGAGGCCGAGAUGCAGGAAAUGGCCAUUCAGCUUCAUAAGCGUUGUGUGGAGGUGGAGUCUCUGCAGGGUCAGGUGUCUCAGGAGAAGGAGCUGCGUGCUGUGAUGGAGGGAUGUCUGAUGGAGGAGAAGAUGGCGUGGAAGAGUGCUCAGGCGGAGCUGCAGGAGAACAGCAAACGCUUUCAGAUGCUGAGCGGGAAACUACACGCUCUACACAACACUCACGCACAGCCCACACAGGAGGACACUCGAACUGUGGGGAAAGGUGACGGUUUGAUGUGCUCUCAGCUGCUGUCUCAUAUGGCGGAGCUCGCUGACGGUCUGAAGGAAAUCCUCCACAGUCUCCAGCGUCUCAGCGCUUCAGAGAAACGCUCACACAACUGGGAAGAAUCCUAACAGCUGUGGAUGGGACACUGGCUUUUACCGACGGAGGGUGAAAAAGCACCCUAAACCAACGGAUGGCCGCAGGGACGGGCCACAGAGAAGAGCCACGUCACUCAAGUUCAGAUGGAGAUGACGGCAGGGCGGCCGAAAAUGACAAGCAGGCGAAGAGAGUCUCUCGCCUGUGCUCCAGUCACAUGGUACAUGCAUCACGAGAACCGACCAAUCACAGACAGGGCUGUGUCAGACAGGGCGGAGCCAGAGGAUUUGAACUUACUGUCAGGAAUUCAGUGCGCACAGAAACACAUGUGUGGAUACUGCAAGCACAAAUACUGUUAAUUGCUGUACAACGAAUCAAACCUCUCAUUAGAUUAGAUUUAAAAGCAACCUAUUGAAAGAGUUUCAUUCAUAAAUCAAACUCUCAACUGUUCGCCUAAUCAUCUUCUCUUAAAUACUGUGUAUGUUAUAAAUACACUCAUUCGUUUGUCAAAACCACUGUUGUGCAAACUAUCAUAUUCAGUUCAGUUCAUUCAAAUAGCUUUAUUGGUAUGACUGUAAUUAAUACAGUAUAGCCAAAGCUGGGGAAAUAUGCAAAACAACAGUAUAUUAUUAUUACUACUUCAACAUGACAACUCAAUUUUUAACUGAAUAUUUAGUUCAAUCCGAUGCAAAAAUGAACACAGAAAUGAAUUCUGCUGGUGUUGCAUGAUUAAGGAACAUUUCAUGUCCGGGUUUGUGGUCAUAUUGUUGAAGCUACUGUCAAUUUUUUUUUUUUACUAUAUCAGUUUUUAAUUAUUUUUAUGUUAAUCAGCGAGUCUGUCAAUUGUGUAAACAAAGUCUUUAUUGUAAUUAUGUUACAUAAAUGUACAAGAAUGUAGUAUUUUAAAGUCUGGAAAUACAACAUUUAAAGCAAAUGCAUGUAGUUUUGUGUAUUUUUGCGACUUCGGAGCCCCCUAACAGUUAAAUGUGUGGAAUUCACUGUCGUAAAAAUAUCA
Messenger RNA from Cyprinus carpio (common carp), 3116 nucleotides. RefSeq names its product ankyrin repeat and SAM domain-containing protein 3-like. Gene Ontology annotation, cellular component: cilium. NCBI's taxonomy places the organism in Eukaryota, Metazoa, Chordata, Actinopteri, Cypriniformes, Cyprinidae. The record is from RefSeq and is a predicted model, not a curated record. Gene Ontology annotation, molecular function: protein binding.